Molecule: messenger RNA, 2696 nt
Organism: Suillus clintonianus
Lineage: Eukaryota; Fungi; Basidiomycota; Agaricomycetes; Boletales; Suillaceae
Exons: 5
Coding region: 94-2559 (821 amino acids)
Source: RefSeq, a predicted model, not a curated record
AUGACACUGGAUUCAUAUCCGCAUCUCUGACUCUCCCGCCAACGCUCGUGUUGUAAUCUCCUUGCUUUUCAUCUUGCCAGGUCAUCGUCAACCAUGGCGAAUGUCCGCCAGGAUGGUAUAACCAGGGCCUGCAAAUGUCUCAAUAUUCGAAUACAAUCCAGCCACUCGCCACCGCAGAGCACUCCUCCAGAUUUUCUCAAGGACAGUGCAACAGAUUCUGACUAUACACUGAUUUAUGCUGGUCAAGACGGUCUCAGCGUUGCCCAUCCUCAAGUGACGAUGAGAACACGCAAAAUGGGUCUCCCUCUGGGCGAUACUAAUCGAUGCAUCCGGUAUACGACAUUGACAUGUUUAUUGUGUCAGACCCUCGCAUAUCGUGUACAGCAGUUGGUCCCAUUGGAUGUGGAGGGUCAAGAGGGACCCUUGCUUCCGACUUUUGACUGGGUUGAGCAGGACAUACUGAUGAGCAGUUGCGGCUGGAUUGAGGUACACACGGAGUGCCUGGAUCCUGAUGCCGUCCUCAGGCUCUUAUCCUCAACGACAUAUUCCCCGAUUUUCAACGUUGCUGUGCCGCCAGAUGCUUCCAAGCCCCCUGCGCAGCCCUCUUACAUCGCCUCCACUGACGUGUCGCGCUCUCGAGUACCUUCCGACCCCAUACUGUCAAAUUUGCGUCCCUUGUUUCCACCCGCACCCUUUAUACCUUCACAUCCCGUUUUUGCUCACCUGUCGUCCAUAGCUACAUCCAAGUCACAGGCUCUAAGAUCGUCCGCCGAGGAACAGUUCACCGCUCUUAUACGAGAUAAAGUCGCUGAAAUUGAGAAGGCCGAAGAGGAUCUGAAAAAAGUCGUAGAGAGUCUGUGGAAAAGAUUUCUCGAGAGCUUAGGUCAGACGGAGAAGGAUUGGGGCGCUUCCGAUGGCGCUAAACGGAGGGAUCCCGCAAGAAAGUCCAAUAUUAACAAUGCAGGAGGGUCUGCCGUUGGUUCGGUUUCCGUACGGGACUUCGUGCCUGUGGUCAGCCCCGGCAGAAUGGUAUCCCCUUCGUCAUCGGUACCAAGAGUAUCUUCGCUUUCCGCGUCUCUUGCAACUUCGGCAUUUCAUCAUCCUCGUGCCCUUCGGGAACGAAAUACUCAUUCCGGAGAGACAAGGGAUAUUCCACGGUCGCCGCCGCCUUAUUCUUCCCAUCCGUCAUCUGUCGGCUCAACUGACAGUCGGUCACCACUGUCAUCUACUUCAUCGGGAGAAUUAUUGCCGCUGGCAACGGGCGAAAGUCUCAUUCAGCCGUUCAAACGCAGCAUGGACGAGGCUCGGGACACGGCUGCGAGUUUCCGAUAUUUUAUUGAUAUGGAAGCUGAGAUGGAAAUGAUGCGCGGACGUCAGCGACUCUCCGCAACCGGAACGAUCCAGGAGGAGACGCUUAAGGCGACCGAAGGUCCGCAACCGAGUAACGCUUCCACUUCUGCCAAGUCCCCGGGUGACGAAGAGAACAAGUUGAAGGGAGCGAAAGAAGGCCGAUUGCAGAAGCCUGAUCACGGCAGGAACGGCGAUGAGUCGAGGGGAAAGCGCAAGGUAACAUUUGACAUUAAACCAGACGCGCUAAUAGCCGACGGGCCGAAUUCGGAGAAAAAUGGAAGUAGUCAAGGACGUGAUAUGCAAGACAUGAUAUUUGAUUUGGAUGGUGAAAGCAGUGAUCGGGAUUCCUCAGAUGCAGCCCCUGUCCUUCCAUUCAAAGAGAUUCCGCACAUUCCCCGACGCCGUGUGCGCCCUCGCAACGGUACGAGCCACGUUGGCCUACCAACAUCACUAUCGACAUUGAGGCCGACCUCCUUACCUGCCUAUGCCUCACUUCAAGUCCAACUUUCUAAAGAGGAAUCGACAGGUAGAACACAAGCCCCAAUAUCUGAGCAGUUGCACACACAACAUAUCCGACGCACCGUCGGAGCUGAGACUUCUGAUCCACAAGAACAAGAAAUUUUGAAGUUGGUUGCCGCUGAUACCCCAAGUCACAGAGGUGCUUGGAGGCCCAAUAGCAGAGCAUGGCAGUUGUUUGUCAGUAGACAAGAUGGCAAGAACGGCGUGGCUGGGGCGUUCAUACCGGAGGAGUUUGAAGUUGGCGCCACUGUCAGCGACACUGAUGAGAGUGACGAUAUAACUCCGGGUACACGCCAUCAUCCCCCAGGAAUCCCGGGGUCGUUACCUAUCAGUAUUGGGCCGUUAUCACGCAAACGAGAGCCUCUGUCAUUGGCGUCAUAUCAGCCAAAGACAUCCCUUUCUGACCGUGCUAGUGCCAUGGUACCCCCUUUGCCAAAUAUGGUUAAUAGGCAUUCUGCUUCUGCUUUGCGAAAAGCUUCGUACGCCGCUCGUGAUCGUGACCGUUCUAUGGACCCCGGAACGCUGGAUUUUGUCUCGCAGGAUGAUGAGGGUGAUGAGGAUGACGAGAGUGAUGACGAACUUUCUCAAAUGGACCCUCCCGAUGAAGCACGGGGCAGACAGCGGGCACUCAAGAUUCUCGAAGCUCGAAGUAAAGUUCCAGCGGCUGGGAUGUGGAGAAGCCUGGCAUAAGCGCGCCAAGUUGAUGAUCUACAUUAUUCUUUCAAUAAUAACCGUGCUUCAUCUACUUUGCACCUUGAUAGCCUACUUGUAUCAAUACUGUUGUACAUGGUAUGGAUGUUUUGGUUUGCAUUGAAAUUCAUCAUAGU